Messenger RNA from Acanthosepion pharaonis, 1839 nucleotides. NCBI's taxonomy places the organism in Eukaryota, Metazoa, Mollusca, Cephalopoda, Sepiida, Sepiidae. The record is from the annotation of a GenBank genome assembly.
AUGCUUUUUAUUACAACUCUCAAUUGCCAACAAAGUUUACCUCGUCUUCCAGUGCCUCCUCUCAAUGAAACUCUGAAAAAACUUAUUGAUUCUCUCCUUCCUCUUUAUGGAGAAAAUUCUACAGAAAUCAUCAACUUGAAAAAACAAGCUCAGGAAUUUGCAAUAUCACCGGGACCAAAACUUCAACAUCUCUUAGUCUUAAAAUCAUGGUGGGCUCUGAAUUGGGUCACAGACUGGUGGGAGAAGUACAUUUAUCUUCGUGGUCGCAGUCCUCUGCCCAUUAAUAGUAAUUACUACAGCCUUGACCACUCCUUCUGGAAGCCUACCACUCACCAGAUUUCCAGAGCUGCAGUUACACUGCAUCAGUUUAUGGUUUUUAAACAAAAACUUGAUCGUGAAGAAAUCAAACCUUUAUUGAUUCGCAAUACAAUUCCUAUCUGCAUGUAUCAAUAUGAACGGAUCUUUGCAACAACACGAAUUCCAGGACAUGAAAUAGAUUUUUUGAUGCAUAAUGGUUCUUCAAAGCACAUUGUUGUGCUACGAAAGGGCCUUAUCUAUAAGCUGAACAUGUUUGAUAUUGAUAGUAAAUUGCUCUCUCCAGCCAACCUUGAGCAACAAAUUCAAUGGAUCAUUGAAGAUGCAGACAAACACCAAGAUGAGUAUUCCAAUGCUGAAAAAUCUCUAGCAGCCUUUACAUGUAUAGAACGUCAAACAUGGGCAGAUAUCCGAAAGCAGUAUUUUUCUGAAGGAAUCAACAAAGAAUCUUUGGAUUGCAUUGAGAAUGCUAUUAUUUUUGUUACUUUGGAAACAGUUUCUGUAGAAACAUUGAUGGAACGCUCCCAGUAUUUGAUACAAGGAAAUGGGAAAAGCAUCUGGUUUGAUAAGAGCUUCAAUCUUGUCUAUUUUGCCAAUGGACGAAUGGGUUUGAAUUGUGAACAUUCCUAUGCUGAUGCUCCUGCUAUUGGACAUUGUCAGGAAUUUGUCAUGACAAAUGAGUUGAUACAUUCCCUUUACACAAAACAAGGAUUUGCCAUCAAGGAUACAAAUUUCCAACAGAGUAAAAUGCAAAUGCCUCAGAGAUUGGUGUGGGAUUUUCCUGAAUCCAUUAAUCCUCAAAUUGAUAUGGCUUUAUCUUUUGCUAUUAAGAACAAAGAAAAUAUUGAUUUGGCUGUGAGAAUGUUUGACACUUAUGGAAAAGGUUUUAUGAAAAUGAUAAAGGUAAGCCCAGAUGCCUACAUCCAAAGUGCACUGCAACUGACAUACUAUACUUAUUAUAAAAAACUGGCUCUGACCUAUGAAUCUUCCAUGACCCGCCUGUACCUCCUGGGGAGAACUGAAACUGUUCGUUCUCUUACAUCUCAUCUUGCAGAAUUUGUCAGAGCUAUGAAAGAUGAGAGAAUUUCCAAAGAGAAAAAAAUCAGUUUAUUACGAAAGGCUUGUGCACAACACCAAACUUUAUACAAAGAUGCAAUGAAUGGGAAAGGAAUUGAUCGCCAUCUCUUUGGACUUUAUGUUCUUAGUGAAGCACUUGGUUAUGAUUGUCAAUUUUUGAAACAUACUCUUACAUUGCCUUGGACAUUGUCUACCAGUCAACAGCCACAGCAACAAAUUACAACAUCACCUGACUGUAACCUGCCAGAAUUUGAUCCAAUGUUAGGUCCUGGUGGUGGAUUUGGUCCUGUUUCAGACACAGGUUAUGGCAUCUCCUAUAUGAUUGCAGGAAACAAAAAAAUCUUCUUCCACAUCUCUUCCAAGAGGUCUGCUCAGAUCACAGAUUCCACUCGUUUUAUGGAUUUGUUGUUUGAAACACUUUGUGAUAUGAAGAGUCUCUUUGAAUAG